This is a messenger RNA of Pteronotus mesoamericanus, 1274 nucleotides long. It is a transcript of the gene F2RL1, whose product is annotated as F2R like trypsin receptor 1. NCBI's taxonomy places the organism in Eukaryota, Metazoa, Chordata, Mammalia, Chiroptera, Mormoopidae. The record is from RefSeq and is a predicted model, not a curated record. The transcript has 2 exons. Gene Ontology annotation, biological process: phospholipase C-activating G protein-coupled receptor signaling pathway; blood coagulation; thrombin-activated receptor signaling pathway. Gene Ontology annotation, cellular component: plasma membrane. Bases 1 to 1194 code for a protein of 397 amino acids. Gene Ontology annotation, molecular function: thrombin-activated receptor activity.
AUGCGAAGGCCGAGCGCGGUGUGGCUGCUGGGGGGCACCAUCCUGCUGGCGGCCUCUGUCUCCUGCAAUCACACCGUCCCAGGAGUCAAUAGAUCCAGUAAAGGAAGAAGUCUAAUUGGUAAGAUUGAUGGCUCAUCUCACAUCCCUGGGGAAGGAGUUACAGUGGAACCAAGAUUUUCUGUGGAUGAGUUUUCUGCCUCCGUCCUCACUGGAAAACUGACUACUGUCUUUCUUCCAAUUGUCUACAUGAUUGUAUUUGUGGUUGGUUUGCCGAGUAAUGGCAUGGCCCUGUGGGUCUUUCUUUUCCGAACAAAGAAGAAGCACCCUGCUGUGGUUUACAUGGCCAGUCUGGCCUUGGCAGACCUCCUCUCUAUCAUCUGGUUACCUUUGAAGAUUGCCUAUCACAUACAUGGCAACAACUGGAUUUAUGGGGAAUCUCUUUGCAAGGUACUCAUUGGUUUUUUCUAUGGCAACAUGUACUGCUCCAUUCUCUUCAUGACCUGCCUCAGCGUACAGAGGUACUGGGUUAUUGUGAACCCCAUGGUGCACACCAAGAAGAAUGCAAACAUCGCCAUCGGUAUCUCCCUAGGGAUAUGGCUGCUGAUUUUGCUGGUUACCAUCCCUUUGUAUGUCGUGAAGCAGACCGCUUACAUUCCAGCCCUUAACAUCACGACCUGUCAUGAUGUUUUACCGAAGGAGGUGCUGGUGGGGGACAUGUUCAAUUAUUUCCUGUCUCUGGCCAUUGGAGUCUUUCUGUUCCCAGCCAUCCUUAUGGCUUCUGCCUAUGUGCUGAUGAUCAGAACACUUCAGUCUUCUGCCAUCGAUGAAAACUCAGGAAAGAAGAGGAAGAGAGCCAUCAAACUUAUUGUCACUGUCCUGGUCAUGUACCUGAUCUGCUUCACUCCUAGUAACCUUCUGCUUGUAGUACAUUAUUUCAUGAUUAAAAACUGGGGCCAGAGCCAUGUCUACGCCCUGUACAUUGUAGCCCUCUGCCUCUCCACCCUCAACAGCUGCAUCGACCCCUUUGUCUAUUACUUUGUUUCAGAAGACUUUAGGAAUCAUGCAAAGAAUGCUCUUCUUUGUCGAAGUGUCCGUACAGUAAAGCGGAUGCAAAUAUCCCUCAUAUCAAAGAAAUCCUCCAGGAAAUCCAGCUCUUACUCUUCAAGUUCAACUACCAUUAAAACCUCCUAUUGAGUAUUCCAGCUCCUCCAAUGGAAGUCUCGCAGGAGGAUUUGGAGCUUGCUUAAUGUUACGGGGAUAUUUCUGUUGUUUCC